Molecule: messenger RNA, 1380 nt
Organism: Poecilia latipinna (sailfin molly)
Lineage: Eukaryota; Metazoa; Chordata; Actinopteri; Cyprinodontiformes; Poeciliidae
Gene: abrab
Product: actin binding Rho activating protein b
Exons: 3
Coding region: 134-1357 (407 amino acids)
Biological process (GO): positive regulation of Rho protein signal transduction; positive regulation of transcription by RNA polymerase II
Cellular component (GO): sarcomere
Molecular function (GO): actin binding
Source: RefSeq, a predicted model, not a curated record
GUUUCCUCUGUCCAUUUCAGAGGCUACAGCUGCAAGCGUGAGGUUAGAAAGCAACACACGGAGAGAAAUCUCCAGAAAUUCAGGCAAAAACAUUUUUAUUUAUUGCAAUUACAGAAUCUUUAAUAUUUGAAAAAUGUCUGAAAAAGCGGCUGGUGAAACCUCUGAAAGGAAACCUUCAACCAACAAGAGCUUCAGGAAGCUGCGCGCCGUGAGCAUGGUGUGCAGCCUGACGAGCGGCUGGCAGCAGUGGGUGGCGGAAAACGAGAAGAAGCAAGCCAGCGAGCCCAGCGGCUGGGCGCCGUCGUCCAACGACCAACCAGGGGAACCCAAAAAGAGAUGGGCCCCUAAAAAGCCUCAUUCUGCACAAACCCAACCAAAUCUGGAGACACUUUCAGAGACUCGAACAUCUCCAUCCCAGGGAGCGCCCAGCAAUGACGACGUUCAAACCGCAAACGAUCAGCCAUCUUGCAUCAAAACAAAGCAGGUGGUGAAGACCGUGUCCAGUGGCAUCCAGGAGAAAAGCACAGGUGUCGGCUUCCUGGCUGAGAAGCUGAAAAGGGAAUCUCUCCCUUUGGGUGAUGAGAUUGACCAGCUGCUGAAGAAGAAGAGCUCCCCGACGCGCCGCAGGAAGUGCUCCAACAUGGUGUCCUCCCUGACGAAAAGCUGGAAGCAGGUGGAGAAUGAGCGGAAACUCGGGAAGGAAGGAGGAGGGCAAGGAGAUGCUCACAGCUGUGGGCAAGACAAAGGAGACAGAGAGAAGGAGAGUGUAAAUGAGCAAGACGCUCAGAGACACAGUGAGACGGUUUCAAAAGCAGGAGAGAGAAGCGACUCUGACGAAGACUCAGUGAGGAUAAAAAGACCCCAAGUCUCAGUGUACAAAAAGGAAGCUGAGGAUGCCAACAAGAUCAAUGCCCUUUCCAAGAAGCACAGCGCUGUUGGAAACCUGAAGAGUCGCUGGCAGAACUGGGCGGUGGAGCACACAGUCAACCAGAAGCUGAACCCCUUCAGCGAAUACUUUGACUACGACUACUCGAUGUCGCUUCACCUGCAGAAGGGCGAGGAGGGCUACGGUCGUCCAAAGGAGGGCACAAAGACCGCGGAGAGGGCCAAACGAGCCGAGCAGCACAUCCACCGUGAAAUAGACGACAUGUGCUACGUGAUCAGGACUAUGGCCGAUCCGGAUCCAGACGGAAAGACGCGCGUCACGUUCGGCCAGCUUUUUGACAGAUACGUUCGAAUCUCUGAUAAGGUGGUGGGGAUCCUGAUGAGAGCCCGGAAACACGGGAAGGUGGCGUUUGAAGGGGAGAUGCUGUGGCAGGGCCAGGAUGACGGAGUCAUUAUUACUCUGAUGGUCUGAUGGGUUACACCUGAUAGCAGAUU